AUGCGUCCUCCUCGGAUCGCCAUCGUCGUCUUCUUCCUCACUGCGUCCGUCUUCCUGCUCUUCCGCGCCUUCACGUCCCCGCCCCGAUCCACCGCCGGCGCCGGCACUUCCAGCUCCUCCUCCGCCUACCCCGCCACCUCCAAAUCCACCUUCUCAAAAUCACAGUUCAAGUCCAAGUCCCAGUCCCCAAAGUCGGUAUGGGGCUUCAUGUACUACAACACGCCAUUCUCUCUGUUCCCUCCCAACGCCGCCAUUAGCUUGACCGACGACAACAGCACCUCCUUCGCCGCCCGCCCGGCUGCAUUUGGCCCAAAGCUUGUCUUGAGGGGUCUCAGCGGCCAGCUGUGGGUGGGCAGCGGCUUUGCCGAGGAUACUUUGGCUUCAAGCGGGGAGCUGGGCUGCAGCGACCUGCCAGGCUGGGGCCAAGGCGCCGGCAAUGCGAAGUUGAAUAAGGCUCUCCGUGAGCCUGUCUCGCGGACAACUGCCCCCAAAUUUGGCGCUCCUGCUCAUACCAAGAGACGCGAUGAUGACGUCCUCGAUCGCAACCCCAAGAAUGGUCCGACGCGGCAGCCCAACACCCUGGCCGCCGAUGUCCCGAAUAUUCAUCACUACGAAGAGAUCGAGGGCAAGAUUGUUCUGCUGAUGCGCGGUGGAUGCGGCUUUCUCGACAAGGUCAUGUGGGCACAGCGCAGAGGCGCCAUCGGGGUCAUUGUGGGCGAUAACCAGAAGGGUGGUCCCCUAAUCCAAAUGUUUGCUCAUGGUCCAGAAGUCGAUAACGUUACCAUCCCUUCAGUUUUUACUGCUCGGACGACGGCCCAGCUUCUUUCGUCGCUGACACAACCUGGAAGCUUUAUCGAGGAGACGCUGGAUGACCAAGGAAACCCCGUUCUCAGGGUCCAGCGAGGACCGAGGUCCAAGCAAUCCAAGAAGGACCAGCAGAGGAAGCGAUUGCGGUCAAGGACCCCGGGUUUUCUCAGCAUGAAACGAUCCGAGGUUAUCAGCCGACUCUCGAAAUUUUUAUCGUGGCCACAAACCACCGACUCAACCACUGCUAAGAAUGCUCGCAGUCCGUUCUCGAGCGAGACUGGCUCCGAGAACGGUCCUACUGACCCCCAGGAUGAAGACACCUUCCUUGCCAAGAUGUUUGGUACUACUGAGGAUACAACUGAGGAAGGAUACUAUCCGACCACCAAGGAUGCUGGUUUUCCCAAUGAACCCGAUGUCCCUCGCGAGGGGCUGUGGGUGACCAUCACCCCAACCAGCAACGCAAGCCCAUUUUUCGAUACCCUGCUGGUUCUCGUCAUCAGCCCUCUGGUAACCCUGACCGUUGUUUACGCCAUGCUCAUCCUCCGUGCCAGGAUCCGCCGGAGGAGAUGGAGGGCACCCAAGUCUGUCGUCGAGCGACUUCCAGUUCGCACUUAUCACACCGUCGCGAGAUCGCCAAGUCUCACGCCAAGAACCGCUUCGCCGACGAGUACUUCUCCCACCACGCCCCUGCUACAAGACUGUCCUCCGCGCCCACGUCCUCGCUCAAGGGCAGCUGAGGGGCCCGCAGACGAGACUCUGCUGGCGCCUAGCGCUGCGAUUCCUACUCCUCCUUCAGCAUCCCGUAAUCCGCCCAAAACCGAGAAGGGUGCUGGAGGUUUCUCAGCCGAAUGGAAAAAGUACAUGGGGCGACAGGUCGAGUGCGUGGUGUGUCUGGAGGAGUAUGUCGAUGGCGAGAGCCAAGUGAUGAGCCUGCCGUGCGGUCACGAGUUCCACGCUGAUUGCAUUACUCCUUGGUUGACCACCCGCCGACGGACAUGUCCCAUCUGUAAGGGUGAUGUCGUCCGAUCGCUCGCCCAUGCCUCGUCUUCCGAUCCUCACUAUGAGCCGUACCGUGACGAUAGCGACGAUGACGAGCCCAUUGCCGAAGCCUCCGGAUCCCGCUCUGCCGAUCAUGAGUCCGACCUCGAACAGGGUCUCCUCUCACCCGAGCCGCGACCUUCCAGGGGAUGGACGCGACCCGAAGGUUGGCUUAGCGUGUUCUCCAGCGGCUUUGGUAAUAGCGCCCGAUCUCAGUCCCCCGAAGACCGCAGUCGAUAA
Molecule: messenger RNA, 2085 nt
Organism: Ilyonectria robusta
Lineage: Eukaryota; Fungi; Ascomycota; Sordariomycetes; Hypocreales; Nectriaceae
Exons: 2
Coding region: 1-2085 (694 amino acids)
Molecular function (GO): zinc ion binding
Source: RefSeq, a predicted model, not a curated record